Messenger RNA from Nannospalax galili (Upper Galilee mountains blind mole rat), 1020 nucleotides. It is a transcript of the gene Mrto4, whose product is annotated as MRT4 homolog, ribosome maturation factor. The transcript has 8 exons. Gene Ontology annotation, molecular function: RNA binding. Gene Ontology annotation, cellular component: nucleolus; preribosome, large subunit precursor. NCBI's taxonomy places the organism in Eukaryota, Metazoa, Chordata, Mammalia, Rodentia, Spalacidae. Gene Ontology annotation, biological process: ribosomal large subunit assembly; ribosomal large subunit biogenesis; nuclear-transcribed mRNA catabolic process. Bases 77 to 796 code for a protein of 239 amino acids. The record is from RefSeq and is a predicted model, not a curated record.
CGCCGUCCCAGAAGCCCCCGCGCCGCCGGGGUCCUGACGGGCCACACCGUCUUCCACUGCACGUGGCUUCAGCGCGAUGCCCAAAUCUAAACGCGACAAGAAAGUUUCCUUAACGAAAACUGCCAAGAAAGGAUUGGAACUGAAACAGAACCUAAUAGAAGAGCUUCGGAAAUGUGUGGACACCUACAAAUACCUCUUCAUCUUCUCUGUGGCCAACAUGAGGAACAGCAAGCUGAAGGACAUCCGGAACGCCUGGAAGCACAGCCGGAUGUUCUUUGGCAAAAACAAGGUGAUGAUGGUGGCCUUGGGCCGAAGCCCAUCUGAUGAGUACAAAGACAACUUGCACCAGGUCAGCAAGAAGUUGAGGGGUGAAGUUGGUCUCCUUUUUACUGACCGCACAAAGGCCGAGGUGAAUGAGUGGUUCACAAAGUAUGCAGAAAUGGACUUUGCCCGAGCUGGGAACAAAGCAACUUUCACCGUGAGCCUGGAUCCCGGGCCCCUGGAGCAGUUCCCCCACUCCAUGGAGCCACAGCUGAGGCAGCUGGGCCUGCCCACUGCCCUUAAGAAAGGUGUUGUGACCCUGCUGUCUGACUAUGAGGUGUGCAAGGAGGGCGACGUGCUGACCCCAGAGCAAGCUCGUGUCCUGAAGCUUUUUGGGUAUGAGAUGGCUGAAUUCAGAGUGACCAUCAAAUACAUGUGGGACGCCCAGUCAGGAAGGUUCCAGCAGAUGGACGAUGACCUGCCCGAGAACGCCCCCGAGUCUGAGGGAGAGUCAGAGGAUGAUGAUGACAGCUGACUCAAGGACUGAGACCUUCCAGCACAUUCUUUGUCCACUGGAAAACUCAGGACUGCUGCCGCUCCGGAGAGAGCAGCUAUUUUGCUAUGGAUAAAGACGAGGUGGGGCUGGAGAGCUGGCUCAGUGGUUAAGAGCACUGACUGCUCUUGCAGAGGACCCGAGUUUGAUUCCUAGCACCGACAUAGUGGCUACGAACUGUCCUUAACUCCAGUUCCAGAGGAAUC